UUCCAUUUCCAGUCUAAUGUUUUUGUGACUUGUAUGAGUUUACUUAGAAGAUUUUUGGUUUUCGAUAAUUUUCGUUUUAUACAAAAUGAUAUUUUAUCUUCUGUUGUGUAAUUUUUUGUUUAUUCCGAUAGUUUACAGCAAAAAUAUUACGAGCAGCAAACCGGAAAUCGCAAACAAAAAUCUAACUGAAUCUCAUGAAAUUUUUCUACCUAACAAAACUAAAGAAAAAUUGUUAAGUGAAGGUGGUGAAAUAUUGCCUGAUACAUCAAUUUUGGAUUCACCUAAAGAUAAACAUGAUAUGCUGAUGAGCUUAGAUAGUGAGACAGGCAAAAACAAAGUUAAAUCUGUGGUCGCACGGAAAGGAGUGGUGUAUACAGAAGAUAAUAGUGAAAAGCCUCAGAAAACUCUGUCAACACUCGGUGAAAGUUCUAUUGACCCUUUAAAGGUUGCAAAAAAGACAGAAACUUUAAAUACACAAUUAAAUAAUGUGACACAUCCAGUAGUACUUUCUAAAGUAAAUGAAACUUUGGUGAACAACAUAAACAAAACUAAGGAAGUAAAUACAACUGAAGUACACUUGAAACCUCGUGUAUUAUCAUAUGACAAGGUUGUGAACAUGACCGUUAAGACACCUUCUGCAGCAACUGUAUAUGACCACAUUCUGACACCUAAGAAAGAAUUAAAAGCCUACACCAAGAAUGCCAACAGCCAUCCUGGAAUGAUAAUGCCUCUAGUUAUAACAAUUUUGUUAGUUCCUAUGUUUGCAGUACUUGGUUACAUGGCAUUGCGUAGAGGCCAAGAAGCUUGGAAGAAUAGGCAUUACAAGCGAAUGGAUUUUUUGCUUGACGGCAUGUACAAUGACUAAAGAUGUAUCAGGGUAAAAUUGAGAUGCUUUCCUACAUUGAUGAUAUUGAAAAGAGAUAUUAAAUAUUUACCAAACAACUAAGUUAAAUGGUGGCCUAAACAACAGACUGGCCUAAGGAAUAUUUUUGGAAAGGAAAUAAACUUUUCUUGAAGUUAUUUCUAUAUUGUUAAAUGCUUAUAGCUAAAUAAUUAUUGGCAAUAAUUUAAAUUGUUACUAGAAUAAAACUGAAACAAGUUAUAUAAGUAUAAAGCAUAGUUAUUUACAUGUGGCAGCUAAGCAGGAUGCUACAAAUAUUUUGCUAAUUAAAAAAUGACAAUAAUAAUUAUAAUGGUGGUGCUCCACAUGUGCCUUACAUGUAAUGUUAAUAAUAUCUAUGUUUACAAAUUUAUUUAGCAGCAUAAAAAUUGUCAAAUGAAGUGUCUUCCUUUUAGCAUAAGUUAUUUAUUAGAAUGUUAAUAAUGUGAUAAUUUUGAUAUAGUAUGAGACACCAAUGUUGAUAUUUUAAUGAAUGUAUUUUGAUAUUGUUUUGUUGUAGUUACCAAAA
Trichoplusia ni (cabbage looper) is the source of this 1409-nucleotide messenger RNA. RefSeq lists its product as uncharacterized. The transcript has a single exon. Lineage: Eukaryota; Metazoa; Arthropoda; Insecta; Lepidoptera; Noctuidae. The record is from RefSeq and is a predicted model, not a curated record. The coding region runs from base 86 to 865 and encodes 259 amino acids.